AUGAUGCUGCAAGAAGUUGUCACCGGUGAGGCGCUGCGUGUUUUAGGGUGCAACCCCUUCGAGGGGAUCACCACGAAAACGCGUCUGCGGCAGCUGCUGCAGACGCACCAAGGCAGAGACAAGCUGUUCAAAGUAGCACAGUAUUUGCUGCGCAUCCGGCUGUGGUGGAAUUCCGUCGACUUCAACGUGAACUACGUGCCAGGUGCGAAUUUUUCCCGAAUGGAAAGGAAUCUGAUGACCAUCAUAAAUAGCCGCCGCAUGUUCCGCCUCGGCCGUUUCUUUGGCGAGUUUGUCCGGAUGCGCGUAACGCUCAUUAAGGCAUCAGAGCUGGUAUACAUUCCGGUGAACGGUGGCCAGUGGGUGGCGUUGUUCAUUCAAUGCCAGAUGCUGCUAGAUAUGCUGGCGAGGGGUUUGCUAUUCGUUAAGUCCUUGCUGGAGGACGUUGCCUUUCUCGUUCAGAAGGGCUUCUUCCACAGUAACGUAGCUGGCCGUCUCAUCUACUUGGCAACGCGGUGCGGACUUCCCGUUCUCACAAUUGACUUGUUUCUGAAUACGCUGCGCCUUUACCAAGGCAUAUUAGACGCGUCCGCCACCAAGUCCUCGAAUGAAAUCAUGUUCUCAAAAGACUCCUUCUCUCUUCUGUCCAAGUAUGACCGGGUAGAUAAGCUGCGCCGCAAGUUGGCGUCCACGACCGAUGAGGAGAAGCUGAAGGAGAUAAUCAAAUACCAGCAGCGGGCGGCGCACGACACCAACGAUAACGUCGUAUACGUGGAAUCGUAUGCUCAGCUGCUGUGGACCGACUUUGAGCUGCACUGGAUCUGCGUAACGGAGGCAAAACUGCUGCUGGACAUCUUUGUUGCUCUCUCAGGCCUGAGAGGAUGGAAGCUGCAAGGGGCUGUGAGUACCGCAGGUUUGUUCUCUGGGUUGUGCUCCGUCUACCGCGUAUGGACGUACGGCCGCUAG
Messenger RNA from Leishmania mexicana MHOM/GT/2001/U1103, 963 nucleotides. RefSeq lists its product as hypothetical. Gene Ontology annotation, cellular component: peroxisomal membrane. The record is from RefSeq and is a predicted model, not a curated record. Gene Ontology annotation, biological process: peroxisome fission; regulation of peroxisome size. NCBI's taxonomy places the organism in Eukaryota, Euglenozoa, Kinetoplastea, Trypanosomatida, Trypanosomatidae. The coding region runs from base 1 to 963 and encodes 320 amino acids. The transcript has a single exon.